UUCUCUCCUCUCCUCUCCUCUCGUCCUCCCCCUCGCACGCACCGCAUUUGCCCAACCAAACCAAACCCUUCCCUGCCCUUCCCCUCCCCACCGGCGCCCUAACCCUCAGCAAGCCCCUCGCCACCAGCCGCCAUGAAGGCCAAGGCCGGCGCCGACACCGAGUUCAAGGCCACGGGCAAGCGCAAGAAGGCCGGCGCCGUCGGCAAGCCCAAGCGCGGGCUCACCCCCUUCUUCGCGUUUCUGGCUGAGUUCAGGCCGCAGUACAUGGAGAAGCACCCUGAGGCCAAGGGCGUCGCGGCCGUGACCAAGGCCGCGGGGGAGAAGUGGCGCGCAAUGUCCGACGAGGAGAAGGCGCAGUAUGGCGGGAGCAAGAAGCAGGAUGACAAAGCAAGCAAGCCUGCAAACAAGAAUAAGGAGAGCACUAGCUCCAAGAAGGCCAAAACUGACGGCAAGGAGGAGGGAGAAGGUUCUGACAAGUCCAAGUCUGAGGUCGAGGAUGAUGAUGAUGAUAAGGAUGGCAAUGAUGACGAAGAUGAGGAGUAAAUAGUAGGUUAAUGAACAGCAACUAUGCAAAUGGUGCUUGCUUCUUUUCGACUUUGCUUGCUAUGUUGCUGCCCUAUUUAUGUUAUAUGCUGUAAGGAAAAUCUGUAGAUGAAGGUACCCUAGGACUAUGGCAUGCUGGAGUGUCUGUUUAACUAUUAGCAAGGAAAGAGCUGGAUACUGUUGACCUCUUUUUUUUGCAAGCCUCGUCAGCAUGUGCAAACAGUUGUUUUGCUUGUUUUAUCGACUAAUUCAGUGAGUACCCUGCAGUUGGCUAA
Messenger RNA from Phragmites australis (common reed), 818 nucleotides. RefSeq names its product HMG1/2-like protein. The record is from RefSeq and is a predicted model, not a curated record. The transcript has 7 exons. NCBI's taxonomy places the organism in Eukaryota, Viridiplantae, Streptophyta, Magnoliopsida, Poales, Poaceae. Bases 133 to 543 code for a protein of 136 amino acids.